UUCGGAGCUGGAUGAACUGAAACAAGCAUCAUGCUCUGCCUCUUCUUCCUGGUCUAUUAUUUGUCAAGUACAGCGUGCUCAGAGCUGCUGAGUCGUCACAGAAGAUCUUGGAUCAUUGACUCUUUCACAAUAGAGGAGGGGCAUUCAGGACCUUUCCCUUAUGAGCUGGGCAAGAUAAACGUUGACAGGGACUACCUAGUCUACUUUGAUCUCCAUGGGGAAGGAGUGGAUGAGGAGCCAAAGGGAGUCCUCUCCAUUCAAAAAGAGUCUGGAAUGCUGUUUGUCCACAGGGCUGUGGACUAUGAGGAGAAGACGAAGCUUAAGCUGAGAUUUGAGGCCAGGAAGACAGAUUACUCAAUUGACACUAUUUUAGGACUUGAGGUUUCCAUACAGGAUAUCAACGACAACCCACCACAAUUUCAGAACAGUCUGUAUGCAGUCAGCGUUGAUGAGGAAAAGACACAAGGCUCCAAUCUCCUGACUGUGGUGGCCUAUGACAGAGACCAGAGAGGGACACUAAACUCCACAUUCCACUAUGAAAUCAAAUCUGUGUCUCCAAAAACUCCAGACACUGACUUCUUCAUUGAUGAGUUUGGAAGUAUUUCAUUCAAAGGAUGUUUGGAUCAUGAGGUGGCUCAAAUGUUCACAAUACUGGUGGAAGCCAAAGACCACGGUGAAGUAGUCAGCCUGUCCAGUUCAGCCACUGUUGUCAUUCAUGUUCAGGACGGCAAUAACCACCUCCCAACCAUCAGCGGACAAACGGGCACCGGCAAAGUGAAGGAGGGUGAGACUGGGUCUUCUCUUCUGAGGCUGCACGUGACUGACAGCGACACCCCGAACAGCCCAGCAUGGAGAGCCAGGUACACCAUACAGGGUGACGAGGGAGAGCACCUUAAGAUUGAAACAGACCCAGACACCAACGAUGGAAUCCUGACAGUGGUAAAACCUUUUAACUACGAGGAGGGAGCACAGAGGGAAGUGUCCAUCUCUGUGGAGAAUGAGUUACCAUAUUUCUUCUGCAAAGUAAAGGAGAGGACUCCCUCAGGCCUCUGGACUGUUGAUACCAGUAAAGGGGACGGUACAGAUGCAGAUCAACCUCACUCUGUAAAAGUCAUCAUCGAAGUGGAGGAUACCAAUGACCCCCCGGUGUUCAGCAUGACUGUCAAAGAGGCCAUUCUGGAGGAGAAUGCACCUACAGGAACCUGGGUAGAGAAAGUGACCGCUGUUGAUCCUGACACUAGUCACGCGAGAGAUUUUGAGUACAAGGUAGGAAGUGAUCCUGCUGGCUGGGUGACUGUGGAUCCCCACACAGGUGACAUCACAACAGUCAAAACACCAGACAGAGAAUCUCCUCAUGUCAUUAACGGUGUCUACACCAUCUUAGUGCUUGCAGUGGAUGAUGGAGAGCCACCGAUGACAGGCACAGCUACAAUCCAAAUCCACGUGUCUGACAAGAAUGACAAUGUGCCACAGCCAAAAGAGCACUUCUUGGAUGUGUGUGUGUCUGACGGCCCCACUACCACCAACAUCACAGCCUUUGACCUGGAUGACAAUCCUUACGGAGGGCCUUUCUCAUUUGAACUGCUGGGGGAUGUCAAAGGAAAAUGGAAACUGAAUCCAUCAUAUGGUUAUGCAGCUGGUCUGGUGAAGGAGCCCGGUGUGUAUGCCGGACCAUAUACAAUUGAUCUGAAGAUCUCUGGCAUGCAGGGAGAGUUUGGCGUUUACAACAUCAGUGUGACCGUGUGUGACUGCUCUGUGAUAGCCAACUGCCGAACCCGCCGAGGCACUGCCACAAGAGCUGGCUCUGGUGCUGUAGGCGUAGCGUUUGUCUCCCUGUUUUUACUCCUGUUUAUGCUGCUUCUCACAGUCUUCAUGUCCUGCAAAAAAGAGUUUGCCGCUUUUGAGACAAAUUCAUCUGGAGAUACCCUCCUCACAUCCAACACUGAGACACCAGGAACAGACUGCAAGGUGCCUGACGGUGUCCUGGCAGUGUUCACAGAUGAGAAGCACCACAAUGCAUCUAACUGGCAAAGACUGAGUGAUGGGAAGCAAAACAUGAACUUUUCAUCUCAACAGGACAUGGAACAAAACUUCAUGAACCAACACUUUCCAAAAUGGGAUCACAUAAGAACAAAUCAGUCCUGGCAACUCAGUGACAACUUUUCCCAAAUGGCCCGCAGUUCUUUCAUACGCAACUACCACCACACCCACCAGUUUGUGGACAUGAGCACAAUGGCUUCCUCCAACAAAAAGAACUCGAGCCAUGCGUCAGAGCAGACAGAUGCGACUCUCCUUGCCCUGCUUAAUCGGAGGCUCUCCUCUCUCCUGGAGACAGAGGAUGAUUUGCUGGACUAUCAGCCUCACCUGUACGCAGAGGAGGGGGACUCGUACAGCUUCUCAGAGCUGGAGAACGUCACCCUUUCUGAUGAUGAUUCGUUCCAGAAAGCAAUUAAAGACUUGGGCCCCAAGUUCAGCCAACUGGCUUCCAUUUGCAAGCCACCACAUAUAAAGAACUGAACACAUGCUCUUCAGUGUGCAUGUUGUCUUUGUGCAGUGAGCUGGGAAGCAAAGCAGACAUUUUGUAGACUGUAUACACUGCAAUUCUGUUAAGGUAAAUUGAUAUUAAUGUUUGUUAUACAAAUCUUUGGGCGCAGUAUGUCAAGUAGUUUCUCCUUUCAUUAAGUAUUUAAAGUACCAGAGGAAAGCCGGUCUAUAACCAUGUUAUUUAAUAGCAACUGUUACACAUUUCUCCACAGUUUUCAUUUUACAAGUAGGGGGAAAAGAAAAAAAAAUGUACAGCUGUCUGCCAAAUCAACUUCAAGACAGUCCAAGACUAAUUUCGAGUUGCAUUUGGGCAGUCAAGUAGACAUACUUAAUACAUUCACACAUUUAGCAAAAAAAUUAAAUGCAUGCCUGCUGGCCUGUUCAAAUGAUAAAUUCCACAUUGCAUGCUUCCAAACAACCUACUAAUGAAUAAAGUUGGUUUCCGUGCACAGCUGCUGGAUUUAAAAUAAAUUGCUCUCCCAUCUCAUAUAAGGGUCCAAAGUACAUUUGGGAUAAUAGGGGAAAAAAAAAAAUCUUUGCAUCAAAUGUGUCAAAGGGGGAAAAUAGGGAGGUACUUUUUUAAAUUAGUAGAAAACUUCAAUAUUCAUUAUUUACAGAAAAUGAAAGCAAAAAGACAAAAGAAAAGCCUUUACACCCUCCCACUACCAACUUUCGGGAGGGGUCGCUGCUCAACGGUGCUCUGCCCUCUCUGUCCUCGGCCUCUGAAUCCUCUGCCUCUCAGGAAGCGACCAGGCACUCCAAAUGUUUCCAUGUUCAACUUUUUCUCCUCUGCCCAUGUGGUUCUCCUGAGGACAAAAAAAACAAAAAACAAAACAAAACAAAAAAACCAGCAAAUAUAUUGAUAUAUUGCAGAGCAUGCAAC
Molecule: messenger RNA, 3427 nt
Organism: Toxotes jaculatrix (banded archerfish)
Lineage: Eukaryota; Metazoa; Chordata; Actinopteri; Toxotidae
Gene: cdh27
Product: cadherin 27
Exons: 17
Coding region: 31-2517 (828 amino acids)
Biological process (GO): cell-cell junction assembly; calcium-dependent cell-cell adhesion; adherens junction organization
Cellular component (GO): plasma membrane; catenin complex; adherens junction
Molecular function (GO): cadherin binding; calcium ion binding
Source: RefSeq, a predicted model, not a curated record